AUGAUCCCGGUGCAAAUUAUUGGCAACCGGAGCUACUGGACCUGGAUUCCUCAUAUUUGGCCUCACGAGGUUAUUGUGCCCUUUGUGCGUAACGGGGCACUCCCUCCUCCCCCAGAGGAAUGUUUUGUUCUUGGGGCGCCACUCCCGGGAAGCGAUGCAGGCGAGGAGGCGACUUCCACUCGAUCAAGUGUUGAGCCGCCACCUUCGCCGUUGGCGACCUCCCCCACGCCAGAUCCGACUGGCACUCGAUCGACUGUUGAGGCGCCACCUUCUCCUUCCAGCUGGGUCAUCAAUACCCCCUCGUCGACCACCCCCACGCCACCGUUGGUGGAGUCCCCGUCUUAUCAUUCAAGCUCGGCUAGAUCCUCAUCAGUACACGAGUGGCCUGCGUCUUCCGAUUUCGACUCCGAUGGACCGGCGGUCGAUCCACCUCUGUCAAGCCCCCGUCAAGACAAUGGGGUCAACAUCUCAGAGGUCAAGGCUCCUUCAUCCGGCCAGAGGAGCUUGGUUGCAGCUGAAGGCGUUAUCAGUGGGCCCUCUUCUUCAAACAUCAGAGGCUCUCGGGUCGCUCGCGACGAUCCUCCAUCGUCUUCGGGAAUCGAGAUGCUGGAUGGCCCACCUUUGUCCUGGAAAUCCAAGGAUUACGAAACAAUCAAGCGAGUCCGAUCGUCUUCGCCGGACGUUGAGGUAGUGUCUAAGAAGUCUGGGUCUCUUAAGGCCUGCCGCAGCACCUGA
Molecule: messenger RNA, 735 nt
Organism: Puccinia graminis f. sp. tritici CRL 75-36-700-3
Lineage: Eukaryota; Fungi; Basidiomycota; Pucciniomycetes; Pucciniales; Pucciniaceae
Exons: 2
Coding region: 1-735 (244 amino acids)
Source: RefSeq, a predicted model, not a curated record